This is a messenger RNA of Haplochromis burtoni (Burton's mouthbrooder), 5679 nucleotides long. Its product is annotated as vesicular glutamate transporter 1. Gene Ontology annotation, molecular function: neurotransmitter transmembrane transporter activity; L-glutamate transmembrane transporter activity. Gene Ontology annotation, biological process: neurotransmitter loading into synaptic vesicle; monoatomic anion transport; synaptic transmission, glutamatergic. Gene Ontology annotation, cellular component: excitatory synapse; synaptic vesicle membrane. The record is from RefSeq and is a predicted model, not a curated record. Bases 477 to 2222 code for a protein of 581 amino acids. NCBI's taxonomy places the organism in Eukaryota, Metazoa, Chordata, Actinopteri, Cichliformes, Cichlidae. The transcript has 13 exons.
CUUGGAUAGUCGGUGCUUAAAACGAGGAAGGAAGUGCCGUAUACCUUCCUCUCACUACACACUUGGAGAGAUUAGCGGCAGCAGUAAUCUGUUUCAGGACCAUGGCCAGAGACAACGUUUGGAUAUGAAUCUUAUCGAAAGUUGCCUACGACUCUCUGUGAACCUUUACGGACACCAAACAGUGUGACGAAGUUUGUUUGGACAGGGUAUCCGGAAAAGUGGGGCUGAACAUGCAUAUUCGACUGGUUUUAUAUAAAGGGACUUGAAGGAGGCUCAGUCAAAUCUCUGGACAGUCUGUCGCUAAUUACGAGUCUCGUUUCACAUGAAAGCGUGAGUUACGAAAGCUGGUGACCCAACCAAAUCGGUUCUUUUAAUGUGAGUAAGAAGCAAGAAGCCGGGAAGCAGAGGAGAAAGGCUGUGCGCUCAGUCGGGAGCGCGCAGAGACUGCACAUUGGGCCGGUCCUGGAGACGUGAGGAUGGAGGUCCGGCCGGACAGGUUUAAGGCCGUGGCAGCCAAAACUCUUGGGAAAAUAUACGGAGCUAUCGAGAAGAAACAGGAAAAUGGUGAGACCAUCGAGCUGUCGGCAGAGGGCCGGCCAGAGCUGGUGGAGGAGAAGGAGAUGCCUGUGGUGGACUGCACGUGCUUCGGUCUGCCCAGGCGCUACAUCAUCGCAAUCCUCUCUGGCAUUGGUUUCUGCAUCUCCUUCGGUAUCCGGUGUAACUUGGGCGUGGCUAUCGUCAGCAUGGUCAACAGCCACACCAUCUUCAAAGACAACAAGGAGGUUAUAGUGAAAGCACAGUUUGACUGGGAUCCUGAAACGGUGGGAAUGAUCCACGGUUCAUUCUUCUGGGGAUACAUUGUAACUCAAAUCCCAGGAGGGUUCAUUUGUCAAAAGUUUGCAGCAAACAGGGUGUUUGGCUUUGCUAUAGUGGCAACAUCUUUCCUGAACAUGCUCAUUCCUACAGCAGCUCGUAUGCACUUUGGCUGCGUUAUCAUUGUCAGGAUCUUUCAAGGACUUGUGGAGGGAGUUUCAUACCCAGCAUGUCAUGGUAUUUGGGCCAAAUGGGCACCACCUCUUGAAAGAAGUCGCCUGGCAACAACAGCCUUUUGUGGUUCAUAUGCUGGUGCUGUGAUUGCCAUGCCAUUAGCUGGAAUCCUAGUCCAGUACUCAGGAUGGUCAUCUGUCUUCUAUGUGUAUGGAAGUUUUGGUGUUAUGUGGUAUUGCUUUUGGAUCCUGGUCUCGUAUGAAAGUCCGGCAGCUCACCCCACCAUCACCGAGGAAGAAAGAAAAUACAUUGAGGAAAGCAUUGGCGAGUCAGCCCAAUUUACAGUAACGAAAUUCAACACACCGUGGAGGGCCUUCUUUACCUCCAUGCCAGUGUAUGCCAUCAUCGUAGCCAACUUCUGCCGAAGCUGGACUUUCUACUUGCUCCUCAUCAGCCAGCCUGCUUACUUUGAGGAGGUCUUUGGGUUUGAAAUUAGCAAGGUGGGGAUAUUGUCUGCUCUUCCUCAUCUGGUUAUGACCAUCAUUGUGCCCAUUGGUGGCCAGAUUGCUGACUAUUUGCGAUGCAACCACAUCAUGACCACCACGAAUGUCAGGAAGCUAAUGAACUGUGGAGGGUUUGGGAUGGAGGCUACCUUGCUGCUGGUAGUUGGUUUUUCACACACAAAAGGCAUUGCCAUUACAUUCCUGGUCCUGGCUGUGGGUUUCUCUGGUUUCGCCAUUUCAGGUUUCAAUGUCAACCACCUGGACAUUGCACCGCGGUAUGCUAGUAUCCUCAUGGGUAUCUCCAACGGCGUAGGCACCUUGUCUGGGAUGGUCUGCCCACUUAUAGUCGGUGCCAUGACAAAGCAUAAGACGCGAGAAGAGUGGCAGGGCGUGUUUCUUAUUGCCUCACUCGUUCAUUAUGGAGGUGUUAUGUUCUAUGGUAUUUUUGCAUCUGGAGAGAAACAAUCUUGGGCAGAGCCAGAGCAGCUGAGUGACGAGAAAUGCGGGAUCCUGGACGAGGAUGAGCUUGCAAAUGAGACGGAAGAACUGUAUCGCACAAGCGGUGGAGUGGGCUACGGAGCCACGAACCAGGCAUCGGAUCCCAACGGAGGGGGCAUGGCUGGGGGAGGAGGAGGAGGCUGGGUGUCAGACUGGGACAAAACUGAGGAGUAUGUCCAACCAGCCGGAACCAAUAAUUAUCUUUACGGAGGAGAGGGCGACCGAGAGUUAUAACGUAAAGCCAGCAGACACAGUUUAUCAGCAAUGUGGAAUUUCACUCAAUGGCAUUAAAAAACUGGUGGGAAUGUGGGGAUGGACAAUUUUCAGCAGGUCUGACUAUUUUAUCAUAAAUUAAGAAUUUCACAGAGACUGCACAGUAGAGGUGAAGACAGUAGUAAAAGUAAAAUGUGUUUGUGCAUGAGUGCAGUCGUUAUACGCUGUGUGGCAGAAUGGUGUCACCGGCCCACCUUCAGACAUGUCGGAGGACGGCUUUAGGCCUGGUGUGGCGUUCUUUGAUGCUUAGUCAUUGUAACUGUAGAAACUGGACUGACAUGACAUGGAUUUCAUUUCUAUGCCUCUUAUUUGUAUUUUAAUCACUCGUGAUUACACAUCUUUAGGCGCACAAUGAUCACACUGACUUUUCUUUUUAGGAGAAAUUGAUAUCUAUUGUCAGAUUAGUUUCGAAGAAAAGAUUUUUCAUAGGGGUGGCCAAGAGAGAAACAACCUGCUGUAGGUUUAUGUAUUAGUCUUCCUAGUCAAAUGGUACAUUUACUACAUAGAAUAAUAACAUAUUUGUUUGAUUUUUAUUUUUCACCCUUAUCUGAUUUAAAAAAACAAAACAAAAAAGAUCUGCAACCAUCUGUUGAGAUACUCUCAUUCAUGGCAAAACAGGUUUGCUGAAGAUAUAGUAAUUUCUGGAUGUAAUUUCUCCAUUAAUAUAUAGUUGAACAUAGCCACCCAUGGCCACCCCUUGUCUCUGCCCCUGGCCCCAACAGGUUUUUGGUUGUUUUGUUUUCUUUUUCAUUAUUGUCCUUAAUGUGCACAUUUUAGAAAAAAAAAUCAUGUGCCAAUACAACACAAUAUAUAAUGUUCUGUAGUAUUGGUUUAUUCAUCCACUGAAAAAGGAACUGAACAUCUGCAAAUAACACCACAUCUGGCUUUCUUUAGAUGCACUUUUUAACCACUGUAUGUAGUGGACUACUACCUUGCCUACUAGCUGUCAUACUGUGAAAAAAAGCAUAUAGGAUUAGUUUAAAUCUCCAGAACAUCAACGUCCUCUUUUAAAAUUAGACUCUUAGGUUAGAAACUAUUUUUCUUUCUGUUUCUUUCUGUUUCUAUUCUUUCUGUUUCUAUUUCUAAAUAGAAACAGAAAGAAAUUUUGCAAAAACAGAAUUUUGCUUUGUAUGAUUAACAUCUAAUGCGUCCUCUAUUGGUAUUAUUUUGUUCUGCUCCAUCUGUGUUUGAGGCUGGCAUCAGAGGAAGCAGUUUGCUGUCUCCAGUGAAGUGGCAAAGCACAAACAGCACCAAGCUGAGGCUGUGGGAUCAGUUUUGUAGCGCUCUCAUUUGAAGGUGGACUUUAAAUUGAAUUCAUAUGUGUUUAAUAAUCCAUAAAAUAUCAAUUAAAACCAAGACCAGUUAAUAAAAAUGCUGAAAAUCCCAACGGCAUUUCUCUGGACAAUUUAUUUUUUAUUAGUAGAUGUGGUCAUGUAUCUAGUUAGUCAUUAACUAGUAAUGGGAUGGUACUGUUUACUGAUAGGAUUGAUAUUAAAUGUUAGGAUUUUUACUAUUUCUGUCAUUUUUCAUUCAUUUAUUGUUAAAUGUUCUGUUCUUAAUUAUAAACUAAAUCUAUGUGUAAAGGAAUGUGGAAAAAUACUGAAGAAUAAAGCUUAGAGGUGAUAGCUUCCACAGUAGUCACAAAUCUUUAUAUUUGGCAGUUUACCCUUAUGCAUUGCUGCCAUUUUAAUGUUUUAACCUUUCAUAUCAGAUGGUACAGAGUACGUCUCGCUAUAAGUUCAUUAUUACGCCUGAUUUGUACUCCACUGUAAAACAAAACAUCUGUUUUCUCCAUGUCAGCUCUGUUUCAUGCAUGAUUCAGACACUAAGUGUGCAGGUCUUAAACAUUCCUGACCCUUGGUUUCAUGUUACCCCUAAUGCUCUGCUCCAUCCCAGACAGAAUAUUGAUCACUGAGCUUAACUGUGAGCAUUUGGAAAUGAAGCAGAAAAAUAGAUUUUGACGGCACAGCCGGUAAGAAGCACAAAGCCUUGGGGUCUCUAAAAUCAGUGGUAUCAUCAUGCAUCCAUUUGUGAUUGAACAUAUAACAUAUUAUACAGUAUAUGAUACCUGAUAAGCAUGCAGCACUGCAUCCGGUGUAAUUUACUUGCCCUAUUGCAUGCCAGUAUGAAUGUUGUGCAGAGGCAAAGGACACAGUAAAGAAUGGACUUAAGAGAGCCUGAAGACCUAAAAAAAAGUUACGACAGUAAAGGGUCAGCAUUAGCUUUCUAUUGAAAUCAAAUAUCUUGUGUGUGUGUGUAAAACCAUUACUGGAACUACUGUAGAUUUCCUCUAUGAUCACAGCAAUACAUUCUAAGUUUUCAAACCACAAACAACGAAAAAACAUGACAUAGCAUAUUACCAUCGUUCACAUUUUAUUUAGCACAACCAGUAAGAAAUGCAGAAGCAGUGUGUUAAAUAACCAACACCCUAUUUUUCAGUAGUUUGUAGAAUCUCAAGCAGCAGUAACUUGAAGUGUCAACUCACUGGCUGCAAGUUGUCCGUUCUCUGCGGCUUCAAAACAAGCCUAAAUCAUUACCCCUCCACCUCCGUGCUUGACAAUUGGUAAAGUUUUCACAUUACUGCAAAUUGAAUCCUGGUUCAAAUAACCUGUGUGGCUCAGACCCCACAUUACAUCACUUUACAUUACAGGGGUUAGGGCUGUGUUCGAUAGGGGACAAACAUCUUCUCUCUGGUUGUCUGUCCAAAACACAUCGUUACAGAAAUUGUUUUGCCAUCUUUAAACAAAUGCAUUUUUCAUAUUCCAUGUGAAGACACAGAUAAAAAGUAGUUUCGGUCCUGUGUUAAAACUGAAAACACUAACUGUUCAGCUGAGAAACUGUAACAGCUGUAAUUUAUCACAGAUGGGUGUGUUCAUCCUUAUCACUUAAACACAAUCACAUAAACACCAUGACUAAAGCUGAACAUGUUAGAUAAUUACAUACGGCUAUUUUACAUAUUGUUCUUUUAUUUUAAAACCUCAAAGUUUUAAAGCUAUGAAUUAUAUUCCUCCCAGCCUUAGUGUCAUGGUCUGUGUGCAGGUAGUCAGGAAAAGAAGCAAAGUGCAGAAGUCAUGGAGGCAGAAGUUAACUUAACAGAACCUCAGCUUUAUUGCUAGCAGAGUGCUAAAACUGAAAUAACACGGGAACAGAACACAGAGGCAGAUACGGUGGUACGACGCGACGCUGAACAUAUGAAAAUACAGACAAUAAAUACAAGAAGAACACGAGGGAAUGAGACCAGAUGGGGGACACAGCUGAUACAAAUUAACUGAUGGGACCAGUCAGACACAAAACUAGAAACAUCAACAUAAGACACAGACCUUCAAAGUAAAACAGGAAAUCCAUAGAAAAAACUCAGAGGCUCUGAACUAAACUUAUAUUAAAUACUAGAAACUAAAAAUUACAAUAAAAAUACACA